Messenger RNA from Dalotia coriaria, 3476 nucleotides. RefSeq lists its product as uncharacterized. The record is from RefSeq and is a predicted model, not a curated record. Gene Ontology annotation, molecular function: monooxygenase activity; iron ion binding; oxidoreductase activity, acting on paired donors, with incorporation or reduction of molecular oxygen. Lineage: Eukaryota; Metazoa; Arthropoda; Insecta; Coleoptera; Staphylinidae.
AACUGUGUCCACACGAAUUCAACAGGCAAACAUUGAGACGCCAGUGUAAAGUCGGCACACCAACAAAUACCAAGAAAUAUUACCAAAACAAAAAACAGCAAACUCAAAUAACGAUAAGUAAUACUUAUAAAUACAUAACAUUUGAUAAAUGUACAUAUUAAAUCGCAUAUAAACUUAAAUGUUUAAUCCAGUGACAUAACACAGUGUUAUCUUAAACUUGAUUAGAUUAAAUAAGCGCCAAAUCAUUUGAAAUUAUAUAUAAUUCACAGUUCACACUCAUUAUUACUGCACAAGUAGUGUUUUCAUACUUAUUCUACGUGCGAUGUGAAAUAUGAAUAUAAGCGACUAAGUUCAAAAUGUUUUUCUUAAUAUUGUCGUGGGUAAUUAUACUCGCAAUUGUUGGAACUUUAGCUUGGAUACCCUAUUACAAAUGGCGGGAUUCACACAUACCAUUUCUAAAAGGACCCUACAAUUAUCCAUUUUUGGGAAUUCUGUAUCAUUUCAAAGAUACAAAAAAUCUUUUUAAGAAAAUGACAGAGUUUCACAAUGAAUACGGCAAAAACUAUCGCGGUUAUUUUAUGAACGAACUUAACAUUAUAACUAAAGAUGUCGAUUUAAUAGAAUUCGCCGUGACAUCUAAUAAAACCAUUGACAAGGGAACUGCUUAUCGUUAUCUCAACAACUGGUUGGCAACUGGUUUAUUAACCAGUGGCGGAGACAAAUGGCGCAAACGUAGGAAAAUGAUUACACCUGCGUAUCACUUCAAAAUUCUGGAUCAGUUCAUUGAAAUGUUUGAUAGGAAUGGUAACAUUAUGGUGCAGAAACUACGCGGGGAGGUUGAUAAGCCCGAAACAAAUAUUUUCCCAUUUGUGAAUCUAUGCGCGUUGGACACAAUUUGUGAAACUGCAAUGGGAACACAAGUUAAUGCCCAGUUGAGCGCUGAUUCGGAAUUUGUUCAAGCCACAAAAGAAAUGAAUAGAAUUGUAAUGGUUCGUGGUUUUGAUUUUUUCAAAGCCAUGGAUUGGAGUUAUCAAUUUACUGAAGAUUAUCAAAAAGAAAACACACUAAAAGUCUUGCAUGGAUACACUAUGAAAUUAAUUAAGUCCAGGAGAAAUGAGCUACUAAAAUUACAAGCUGAGCAACAAAAUAAUAAAGACGGAGAUGAAUUUGAAACCAAAAGAAAAGAUAACUUUUUGGAUUUGUUGUUAAAAUCAAGCAUCAAUGGACAACCUUUAAGUAAUGAGGAUAUUCAAGAAGAGGUUGAUACAUUUAUGUUUGAAGGUCACGACACUGUCAGUUCUGCAAUUAGUUUUGCAUUGUAUUUGAUCUCAAAUCAUCCAGAAGUUCAAAAACAAUUAAUAGAAGAACAGAGGCAUAUUUUUGGAUCAAAUCCACAUCGUCCAACUACAUUAGCAGAUCUUCAAGAAAUGAAAUACUUGGAAUUGGUAAUCAAGGAAACUUUAAGGAUAUAUCCAUCAGUUCCAAUGAUUGUUAGAGAAGUCACUGAAGAUUUGACUUACAGUGAUUGGAAUUUGUGUAAAGGUACACAAAUUGUAAUUUACACCUAUGAACUUCAUCGAGAUCCAGCUGUGUUUCCGGAUCCAGAAGAAUUUCGUCAACGAUUUUUACCUAGUAACAUACAAGGACGUAAUCCUUUUGCUUAUAUCCCUUUCAGUGCUGGGCAUAGAAAUUGCAUCGGACAGAAGUUUGCUAAUUUAGAAAUGAAAUCAACUAUAAGUAAAGUUGUUCGUAACUAUGAACUAUUCCCGUUGGUACCUAAACAUACACCGUUCAUUUUAUCAGAAGUGAUCUUGCGUUCUGAUAACGGUGUAAUGUUGAAACUUAAAAAUAGGGUUUGCAUUACAAAGUGUUUAUUCACUUUUCCAAAGAAAAUGAUCGCGGAACUAUUAAUAAUCUUCCUGAUAGUGAUUACGCUUGCGUGGUUUCCAUACUAUGCGUGGUGUGACAAACAUUUAAAAUCAAUUAGAGGACCAACCCCCUUGCCAUUUAUUGGUACUUUUCGACACUUUUUUGCAGUUCCUACAAUUUUCUUUCAGUUCUUUAAAGAACUCUUUGAGACCUAUGGAAAAACUUUCAAAGCUUACAUUUUAACGGAGCAAACGCUUAUAACAAUGGAUACAGAGUUUAUUGAAUUCAUUGCGACGCGUAGUCAAGCUAUAAAUAAAUCACGAGCAUAUAGUUAUUUGCAUAAUUGGCUAGGACAAGGAUUACUCACUAGUAGUGGUCAAAAAUGGAGAUCUCGAAGGAAGAUGAUUACUCCUGCAUAUCACUUUAAAGUUUUGGAUCAAUUUUUGGAAGUUUUUGAGCGCAAUGGCAACAUAAUGAUUGAAAAACUAUCACAGGAAGUGGGAAAUUACCAAACUGACAUAUUUCCCUAUAUUAAUUUAUGUGCUCUUGAUACUAUUUGUGAAACAUCUAUGGGAACACAAGUAAAUGCACAAAUUAAUAAGGAAUCUGCGUUUGUUCAAAGUACGAAGAAAAUGAAUCGGAUUAUGGUGUCGCGAACUUUUUCUUUGUUGAAAACUUUUGAUGCAACUUAUGCUUACACUAAAGAUUAUCAAAUUGAAAAAGAUGCGUUGAAAGUACUUCAUGGAUAUACCAUGAGUGUAAUUAAAUCCAGACGUGAAGAAUUAGCAAAUAGACAAAUGAAAGAUACUUCUAAAGAUGCACAUGAUGAUCAAAUUGGAAACAAAAGAAAAGAUAAUUUUCUUGAUAUUUUACUUAAAAGUACUGUUGACGGUGCUUUGUUGAGUGAUGAAGAUAUCAGGGAAGAAGUGGAUACUUUUACAUUUGAAGGUCAUGAUACAGUUAGUUCCGGAAUGAGUUUUGCUUUGUAUGCUAUUUCUAAUCAUCCAGAAAUACAACAGCGCUUGAUUGAGGAACAACGAAGUAUAUUCGGAAACAAUCCGAAACGAGCUACCACUUUAAAUGAUAUUUCAGAAAUGAAAUACUUGGAAAUGGUUAUUAAGGAAGCGAUGCGUUUAUAUCCACCGGUUCCUUUUAUGGGACGUGAAAUUAGUGAAAAUGUAACAUAUAAAGAUAUGCAAUUGAGGAAAGGCGUACAAAUUAUGAUUUUUGUAUUUGAAUUACAUCGGGAUGCAAGUAACUUUCCAGAUCCUUUGAGGUUUGAUCCAGACAGGUUUCUUCCUGAGAAUCAAGUUGGACGUCAUCCUUACGCUUACAUUCCGUUUAGUGCUGGACACCGUAAUUGUAUUGGACAGAAGUUUGCCAUGUUGGAAAUGAAAUGUACUGUUGCAAAAGUUUUACGAAAUUACGAGCUAAUGCCUUUAACUCCUAAGCAUGAACCUAUGUAUUUGCCAGAAGUUAUUUUACGGUCUGAAAACGGAGUACUGUUGAAUUUAAAAUUACGUCAUUGGUAAUGUAGUUGGUAUAAAAGGGUAAUUUUAGUUUUGAACUAUUAAUGAUUCUUAAAUAAAAAGUUUAUUUAAUAUGGC